GGGGGAGGCUCCGCCCACGGCCCCGCCCCCCUCCCAAGUGCGCGCGGACCCCCAGCUCCCUCUGAGUUGCGCUGGGCUUGGCUGCUGCACCAUGACCCUGGAGGCGAUCCGCUACUCGCGGGGCUCCCUGCAGAUCCUAGACCAGCUGCUGCUGCCCCAGCAGAGCCGCUACGAGGCGGUGGGCUCGGUGCACCAGGCCUGGGAGGCCAUCCGCGCCAUGAAGGUGCGGGGCGCCCCGGCCAUAGCCCUGGUGGGCUGUCUCAGCCUCGCCGUGGAGCUGCAGGCGGGCGCCGGGGGACCGGGACUCGCCGCGCUCGUGGCCUUCGUGCGCGACAAGCUGAGCUUCCUCGUCACCGCCCGGCCCACCGCUGUCAACAUGGCCCGCGCCGCCCGCGACCUGGCUGAUGUUGCAGCCCGGGAGGCCGAACGGGAGGGCGCUACGGAAGAGGCGGUCCGGGAGAGAGUGAUCUGCUGCACCGAGGACAUGCUGGAGAAAGACCUCAGAGACAACCGAAGCAUUGGGGACCUAGGAGCCCGCCAUCUCCUGGAGCGGGUGGCCCCCAGCGGUGGCAAGGUGACUGUGCUGACCCACUGUAACACUGGUGCUCUGGCCACCGCUGGCUAUGGUACAGCCCUAGGUGUGAUCCGCUCACUGCACAGCCUGGGCCGCCUGGAGCAUGCCUUCUGCACGGAGACCCGGCCCUACAACCAGGGAGCCCGGCUGACAGCCUUUGAGCUGGUCUAUGAGCAGAUCCCCGCCACCCUUAUCGCUGACAGCAUGGUGGCUGCUGCCAUGGCCCAUAGGGGCGUGUCAGCUGUGGUCGUGGGAGCUGACCGCGUGGUUGCCAAUGGCGACACAGCCAACAAGGUGGGCACCUACCAGCUGGCCAUUGUCGCCAAGCACCAUGGCAUUCCCUUCUACGUGGCUGCCCCCAGCUCUUCAUGUGACCUCCGUCUGGAGACCGGCAAGGAGAUCAUUAUUGAAGAGCGACCGGUCCAGGAGCUGACCGAUGUUAAUGGGGUCCGGAUUGCGGCACCCGGGAUUGGAGUUUGGAAUCCUGCCUUCGAUGUCACCCCCCAUGACCUCAUCACUGGCGGCAUCAUCACAGAACUGGGGGUCUUUGCGCCUGAGGAGCUCCGGACAGCCCUAACCACCACCAUCUCUUCCAGGGAUGGAACCCUAGAUGGACCCCAGAUGUAACAAACUCAGCUCUCCCUAGCCUGCCUCUCUAGGUUUUUUAAUACAUUUCUUGAAUGGCUACCCAAAAGCUGACCUUCCUGCCCCAGACCACACUUGUUCCUAGUGCAGGGAGCUCAGACAGGGCCUUCUAUCUAGAGCCCAGCAUCUAGAGCCAGGCUGCCCAGAUUCAAAUCCUGACUCUGCCACUUUUCCCACUGUAUGAUCUUGGGCAAGUCACUUCACCUCUCUGUGCCUUGGUUUCCUCAUUUAUAAAAUGUGGAUAACAGGCAGGGCGCAGUGGCUCACACCUGUAAUCCCAGCACUUUGGGAGGCCGAGGCAGGUGGAUCACAAGAUCAGGAGAUUGAGACUGUCCUGGCUAACAUGGUGAAACCCCAUCUCUACUAAAAAUACAAAAAAUUAGCCAGGCGUGGUGGCGGGCACCUGCAGUCCCAGCUACUUGGGAGGCUGAGGCAGGAGAAUGGCGUGAAACUGGGAGGCAGAGCUUGCAGUGAGCCGAGAUAGCGCCACUGCACUCCAGCCUGGGCAACAGAGCGAGACUCCGUCUCAAAAAUAAAUAAAAUUAAUUAAUUAAUUAAUUAAUUAAAAAAAUAAAAAAUAAAUGGAUAAUACUAGUACCUCCCUCUUAAGGUCAGGGCUGGAGCUAGGGUGACAUCUCCAGGGCAGAAUUUUAAGAGGACACAAAAAACCUCAGCAACCAAAAUAAAAAAUAUUUUAAAGCAAUAUUUUGUUUUGGGUUUUUUUUUUUUGAGAUCGAAUAUCACUCUGUUACCCAGGCUGGAAUGUAGAGGCGAGAUCUCAGCUCAUUGCAACCUGUGCCUCCCAGGUUCAAGCGAUUCUCCUGCCUCAGCCUCCUGAGUAGCUGGGAUUACAGGCAUGCGCCACCAUGCCCAGCUAAUUUUUCUAUUUUUAGUAGAGACAUGAUUUCACCUUGUUGGCCAGGCUGGUCUCGAACUCCUGACUCAAAUGAUCCCCCUGCCUCAGCCUCCCAAAGUGCUGGGACUACAGGCAUGAGCCACUGUGCCUGACCUUAUAGCAGUAUUUUUUAAAAAUCAAAAUUAAUGCAAAAAUCCAUGAUGAGGCCAGGCUUGGUGGCUCAUGCCUGUAAUUCCAGCACUUUGGGAGGAUCCCUUGAGCCCAGGUGUUUGAGACCAGUUUGGGUAACAUAGGAAGAGCUUGUCUCUACAAACAAAAAUUUAAAAACAAUGAGCUGGGCAUGGGACUCACACCUCUAGCCCCAGCUACUCAGGCUGAAGUGGGAGGAUGGCUUGAGCCCAGGAGUUCAAGGAUGCAGUGUGCUUUGAUUGCACUACUGCACUUCACCCUAAGCAACAGAGUGAGACCCCAUCUCUUUAAAAAAAAAAAAAAAAAAUCCAUGAUGAACAAAACAAAACAAGUAUUUUUUUGAGACAGGGUCUCGCUCUGUCGCCCAGGCUGGAGUACAGUGGUGCCAUCUCAGCUCACUGCAACCUCCGCCUUCUGGGUUCAAGCGACUCUCCUGCCUCAGCCUCCCGAGUAGCUGGGAUUACAGGAGCCUGGCACUAUGCCUGGCUAAUUUUUGUAUUUUUAUUAGAGACACCAUGUUAGUCGUGGCUGGUCUGGAACUCCUGACCUCGGGUGAUCCGCGCGCCGCGGCCUCCCAAAGUGCUGGGAUUACAAGCGUGAGCCACCGUGCCCGGCCUAAAUAAAAUUUUGAAGAGGCUAGAACCCCGCACUUGUGCUUGAGCUUACUGACCUCAACACCCUGGUUCCACUAAAACUUUAUUUACAAAAUUAUGCUGCCGGUCUGCAGGAUGUAGUUUAACAAUUUGAUUAUUUUGGAUAUUAAAAUAUUUUUUAAGUCUUGAAAAUAUUGUUUACGAUUACCAAAGUUUUUGAACCUUCUUAAAUUCUGUACCAGAGGUGAGUGCCGCACCCUAACCUAGUCUGAGUUUUUAUGUGUAAAGAUCAUAAAACGUUGUAAGUUUUCUAAAACACAUAAGCUCUCAAUAAACGUUAGCUUAUCAUUGUCA
Gorilla gorilla gorilla (western lowland gorilla) is the source of this 3211-nucleotide messenger RNA. RefSeq names its product methylthioribose-1-phosphate isomerase 1 (gene MRI1). Lineage: Eukaryota; Metazoa; Chordata; Mammalia; Primates; Hominidae. Gene Ontology annotation, molecular function: S-methyl-5-thioribose-1-phosphate isomerase activity. Bases 92 to 1201 code for a protein of 369 amino acids. The record is from RefSeq and is a predicted model, not a curated record. The transcript is spliced from 6 exons.